AUGGCCUCGAGGCCUGCGCACUUCUGGGACGAGUGGGAGCACAAGUACGCGCCCGUCGGCAAUGACAUCACGCUGCACUACAUCGACGUCGGGCCUCGCGACGCCACGCCCGUCGUGCUGGUCCACGGCUGGCCGGACUUGUGGUUCGGGUGGCGCUACCAGAUCCAGGCGCUGUCCAAGACGUACCGAGUGAUUGCGCCGGACCUGCGUGGCUUUGGUCGCAGUUCGGCCCCAGCGACGGUGGAAGGCUACGGCACCAAGAAGGUGACGGGGGACCUCGCAGGGCUGCUGGACUUCCUGAAUAUCCCCCGUGCCGUGUUCGUCGGCCACGACUGGGGUGGCGCUAUCAUCUGGCGCCAGUGUUUGUUCUACCCGGAGCGCGUUAUCGCGGCGUGCGGCAUCUGCACGCCGUACUUCCCCCAGGGCAACGCCUGCGUGGACUACGACACGCUCAUCCCUGCCAUCCCGCAGUUCUCGUACAUGAAGCUGCUGGGAGACUCGGAGAAGGCUGCCAAGUUGCUGGACAAGGACCCGCGUCGUAUCUUCACGGCCAUGUAUCGCAAGUACGACGAAGUUGCAGACGACUUUGAGUUCUUGAAGAUGGUGGAGAUCGUCAAUGACUCAGCGGACCCCGUGUACACGCAGCCUUCCGAGCUCUUGUCUGAGGCCGAGCUGGACUACUACGUUGCGGAAUACUCGCGAUCGGGCUUCUUCGGGUCGUGCAGCUACUACUCUCGACGACAACAAGACUUUGAGGAUGAGAAGGACCUGCCCCGUGUGAUCGAGCACGAGGCUCUUUACGUUGGUGCUGUGGACGACCCGAUCCUCAAGCCGGAGCUGGCGGCAGGCUUGCCCCGUGUGAUGCCCAACCUGAAGCAGGAGCUCGUGCAUGGCGGAGGCCACUGGCUGCUGUGGGAGAAGAAAGACGAGGUCAUCGAUAUCCUGCAACGCUGGCUGAAGCAGCUAGACGUGUCUGGCACUUCAACUGCUGCUGCUCUAUAG
Phytophthora sojae is the source of this 1002-nucleotide messenger RNA. RefSeq lists its product as hypothetical. Bases 1 to 1002 code for a protein of 333 amino acids. The record is from RefSeq and is a predicted model, not a curated record. Gene Ontology annotation, molecular function: hydrolase activity. The transcript has a single exon. Lineage: Eukaryota; Oomycota; Peronosporomycetes; Peronosporales; Peronosporaceae.